Molecule: messenger RNA, 7640 nt
Organism: Athene cunicularia (burrowing owl)
Lineage: Eukaryota; Metazoa; Chordata; Aves; Strigiformes; Strigidae
Gene: LANCL3
Product: LanC like 3
Exons: 5
Coding region: 32-727 (231 amino acids)
Biological process (GO): peptide modification; carbohydrate metabolic process
Cellular component (GO): plasma membrane
Source: RefSeq, a predicted model, not a curated record
GUGUGAUUUCUGAUCAUUCAGGCCACUACUAAUGAUGGUGCUGACCUCAGCACAAAUAAAAUCAAUUUGCCUGGCCAUACUAGAAUCAGGAAAGCAGUAUGCAGUGAAGAAGAGAAAACCAUUCCCACUCAUGUAUUCCUACUAUGGAACAGAGUAUCUUGGUGCAGCACAUGGGCUUUCAUCAAUACUUCAGAUGUUGCUUUCCUAUUAUGAGUACCUGCAGCCAGCAGAUCAGGAGCUUGUGUGGCAGAGCGUUGAUUUUCUUAUGGACCAAGAACAGAACAGCAACUGGCCUCCUGAGCUGGGAGAGACAAUCGAGCGGGAGAAUGAGCUUGUACACUGGUGUCAUGGAGCUCCAGGCAUUGCAUAUCUGUUUGCCAAAGCUUACCUGGUUUCCAAGAAGCCUCAAUAUCUGGACACUUGUAUUCGCUGUGGAGAGCUAACUUGGCGGAAAGGCCUGUUGAAGAAGGGACCUGGAAUCUGCCAUGGAGUGGCUGGUAGUGCUUACGUGUUUCUGCUGCUGUAUAGGCUCACUGGAAACUCAAAAUACAUAUACAGGGCACAAAGGUUUGCAGAGUUCUUAUUUACAGAAGAAUUUAAGGCUGGUUCCCGGGCGUUAGAAAGUGUAUAUAGCCUGUAUGAAGGCUUCUCGGGAACUGUGUGUUUCCUGACUGACUUGCUGCAGCCCAACCAAGCUGAGUUUCCUCUCUUCAGUGUCUUUGUCUAGAGAGCAACAUUCUCCAGGGCCACAUCCUAGUGGCGAGGGGAGGGGGCACUGCGGUUUCACUUACUUGUCGAGAGAGGCUAUUUACAAAACAAGCCAGUGGUACCACUAAUGCUAGCCUUAACGUAGCUGGGAGUCGGGUGAAAAAGAAAAUACACUGGGGCUUUGGGAGGGAAGUGUGUGGUCAAAAAAAACGGGUCAAUGACAAAAAACAUGGGGGAAGUGAUUGAAUCAGAUAGGGUAGAUAUUUAGCUCAAAUACAAAGCAAAAUCUAAUUACUCAAGUGAGAGAGAAAGAGGCAUUAUUAAACUUUUAAUUUGGUGGUUACACAGGGGAAAAAAAAGGCAAGCUAGAAUUACAGGGACAUGCAAAGAAGAAACAGUGAUGCAUCCAGUAGGUUUUAAAAAGAGACCUGCAAAACAAAUCUUGCAGCGAUGGACUUAGUGGGGAGGGUGUUGUAGACAUGUCACUACACUUCACAAAGGCAAAAUCUGCAAUUUUUUACCUAAACCACAUCUACUAGUUCUAGUAACAUGUAUUAGAAAUAUCUGUAUCUUGCAGCUCUUUCAUCUUUGUACACAUAUAAUGAUCGUCAUGUAGAUAGCUGUAUAUUCAGCCUGUAGUUUCACAGGUUCAUUUCAGCUAGCGGGGUUUCAUGUGUGUAAAUGAGAACUGAAUUUGACCCUUCCUUUCAGAGCUCAGUCUGUGGUGAGGAGCUGGUGUCCUUACUGAUUUCUGUAACCACGUCACUUCCUGUCAGUAUUUUCCCUGUCACAGGGAAGAUGAGUGGAGCCACAGACAAGGCUUGGAUCAAAAAGUUCUAUAGCAAAGAUACAGCAGGCAGAUGCUUUUUUCAUGGUACAGCAUUACUAGAUAAAUAUUGUUCAGUGAUGCAAAAGCUUCCUUUACAAAUUAAUUAUCUUUAGCAACAUUCCUGAACAAUAACAUACAUAUUUCAGAGAAUGGAAAAACUGUUUUCCUUGAUGAAUUUUCACUACAAACCCUGCAAUCUGAAUGCAAAACCUUGGAUGGCAUACUGAUCUUAAGAAAAACCAAUACAACUCAAAAAUGCUUCUUCUCCUAGUUAACAAAAUAAUGUAUAUGCCCAAAUGAUCUGUAACUAUAGAAAUAAAUGGGUUGCUCAACACUAGUUGCACUAGCACUUAAGAUUGCAGUUAUAUGCUGUUUUAUAUUUAUUAUAUGUAUGACAAGGUACUUGAAAGCUGAAGAAAAUGCUAACGUAGGUUUGUACUAAAAAAAAUAUAAAAUCAAUAGUUAUUUAAAAUAUACUUACUAUUUAUUUAUUUUUAUUUAUAUGGGAAUAAUGUAAUGCAAUUAUCUUUAAAGACAGAUUUGGGAAGCCCAGUAUGUCAAAAAUUGCAGUUAGGGUAAAAAACUGCCAAACAAUUCAGUCUCUCUUCCUGCAUUCUCAGCUGGAGGAGAUUACAAUUUCUUUAUUUUUAAUGCCUAAUGGAUUAAAGUUCCUAUUUAAUUUCAGUGGGCCUUGAUCGGGCUAUAAGUUGGAGCCAGGUCUUGCAGUCCUUCCACAUUUUAAUAUAGUAAUCCUAUUCUUACUCUUGCCACUGUUAUUUUAAUGAGAUAGCUUGCAUUAUUAUGAGCUGCAGAUUAGGAUUUCUGCUAUUCUGUUUUGCACUAUGCAGCUCAAAUUAAUUACUUAAUCAUAGAAGUAACCAUAUUUCAUUGGUGAAUAAAGCAAUGCAGUCUGUAUCAGCUUGUCAAGAAUUUCAGGAUUUUUUGGUGAAUGGAAAUGUUAAAAUUCAAUAUACAGUUGAUAUAUGUUUAUUAUUUGUGGGAUAAAAGGUUUUUUAAGAAAAUGUCACUUACUGUGUUACUCUGAGAAGUGAGAUGUGUACACAUAGGGGUUAAGUAUUUCACAGGGAGGUAUACAUAUGAGGCUAAAUCAAAAAGUCAGUGGAGAUGUCUGCAUGCUCUGCCCAGCCAGGUUGCAAUGCUCUCUGUGAGAUCAGAGCAAAGUCAGUUGUCAGUAGUGAAGAUCCUGUCUAUUAGGAUUCUUCUCUAGUUGCUUACUGUAAUGUGGGUGUCCAAUACAUUUCAUAACUGGAAUCUUUUUAAACAUGUUUAAGGAAGGUAAAACUUGGCCUUUCCACUUUUUCCCUGUGGUCAAUAACUUUUCAGUCUCAAUUUUUAUUGUAGGGUGAUGUCACUCAGCUAAAACAUGUAAGCAACAACAUUUGUGCCAUAGCUUUUAGAUAGCUACCGUAUUUUUUCCUUACUGUAAGAUAGAGAAAUAGGUUCUGCCAUGACCUAGACUCAAGCUGUUGCAAUCCUACAUUUAUCACCAAUCCUUUUAUUUAGAGAUGCAAACAUAAAACAAAAAUGCCUAGUGGUUUGAUAACGACACUGUCAAAAAAACCCAAGCAACUCCAGAUUUAAGCCUUAACAGAAUCUACGCAUAUCAGAAUAGUAUUCAUGACUUUUUGAUUUUGUCCCUGAUGCCUACUUUUUAAUUAUCAGUGCGCCACAACAUUUAAUUGUUUCCAGUUAGUUAUUUCUCAGGAGAUUCUUGAAGAAGUUUCCCAAAACCUCAAUAAAUCUAGAGCACAAUAAAUCUCUACAGUAACUUAGAUCCUGACCAAGACAGGAAUGCUGAUAUUGUAACAUAUACCACAUGUAUGUUAAAAUUUACCGUACUAGCAGUAGAUAAAAUCACUCCAUUUUAUGAUGAUUAACUUCUAAUGGUCAUGUUUGCAUUUAUCUUUUAAUGUAAUUCUUCAUAAAUGGCAGGAAAUACACAUCAAGAAUUCCAUGUCAGUUUUCUAGUGGUUUUCCCUCUGUCUCUCUUUGUAGAAUUAAUUCCUUUUGAUUUACAUUCAGAGACUCUGAUCUGCUCUGUGUUGGGUUCAAUAGCACCUGCAAAAUAAAUAUCUCUUCAACCAUUCUCUAUAUAUGAAGCCAUGUGUUUAGCUUCACUUGAUACUAAUCUUGUGAGGAAGAAAAUAGUUAUCUGAGUAAGAGUUAGUCCAUUCAACAAUGGAAAGACCCAUGCAACCACACAGUUUUCAAAAUGUAGGUCCCGAACAUCUCCCUGCAAGUUACACGAGUUUGGCACUGACUUCAGCAAGGGCAUCAUGCAAACUGUUUACUGACACUUAAGAUCAGUAACAGUAACACAAACAUCUAGUCUCAUGUGAUACAUCUUGUAAAUUAUUGGAACAUAAUUAUUCACCUGUUUCAGCAGACAUGUCAGUUUGAGCUCAUUCUUAGAGCUUUGUGGCUUUUCUUACCUGACCUAGCCAGCUUAAGGUGGCUGAUAGACAUGCUGUUGUCACAGCUUCUGAACAUGGUGUAAAUAUACCCCCAGGCUCCUCUGAAAAUGCCAGUGAUUAAAUGAGCAGGUUUUUUCAUCUAUUUCCUCCCCUUAAUUGUCUUAUCUGCUUUUUUUUUGUACUGUAUACGCUAUUAACGUACAUGCUGUUGCAGCCUUUAUUUGUUGUUUUUAAGACAUUGACAUGAAAGCAACCUGAGCAGAGCCAUCAGUACUUUUCAGUGUAAUAAAAAAAAUAAGGUCCUUUGUGUUCCUUCCUUACUGCUUCAGGAAAUCAAUCAUGCAACCUUUGCUAGAUAUUCUCAGCGGGAUGCUGGUUCCUCCUGCUCCCACACUGGGCUCUGAUAGACUGAAAAAGUGUAUUCCUGAACAGAUUCUGCCACGGUGUUGUGACAAAAGAUUGUGUUACUGGAAACUUGAGAAGCCUCUUUCAAAGUGUAAAACACAAGUUACUACAUCACAUUUGCACAUUAGUUCCUUGACUGUGUUUAGUUUCUAAAGUGUAGGCAGUAGGAAUUUAAGUGAUAUAAUAGUAUUUCUGAUUAUGCUGUUAAAGCUAUGAGGAUGCAUUGUGUGGGUAUUGGUGCUUAUUUGUGAUGUACCUGUGUUUGUGUGGUGCUGUUUGUGAGUAAAUCUGUGGAUUACAAAUCAGUUUAAGGAGCUGUAUAUUAUUCAUGACUUUCAGUAGGUCAUCCAUAGAUUACUGUCAAAGAAUAAUUUUGAGGAAAACUAGAUCUGUGAUGUCCAGGUUUAGUGAUCUCAGGAUUCAUAGAGCCAGAUGCAAUACACUAACACUACAGUUCUAAAAAAUAUACCUUAAUAUUUUUUUUGCUACUCACAACUUCUCAGCAUGGUAACAUACUUGAUUUGUGACACUGCUUUCAGUAUCUGCUUUGUUUGCAUCUUUGUUUCCUUCAGUUUCCCUGCCUUUCUUUCCCAGCCUAUGAAUAACUUAAGAAGAAUGAAGCAGCAGCUCAGGUCUUUUGUGCUUGAAAAUAAGAUUGAUUAAUUUUGCUUAAGAGGGGUGUUCCACUUACUUGCAUUACAUUAUUACAUGCUCUCUUCUCACUGGCUCUGCCAUUUCCCACCUGCUAAGGAAAACUCAUUAUACUGUAUAACAACUGUCACUGAUGUUUUAUAUCAUUAAAUAAAACAAAGAGAGACUUCCUACAGAGCAUGUUCACUUCUCUGGUAUCUCAAUUCUAUUAAGACAAUCAAAUACAAGUGAAAUAGCUAAACAUCCCAAAAUACACAUUUAGAUCUGGGAGAUGUACACAAACUUAUGCAAGUAAAGUGGUCACCUUUUUUGCUACUCUGUGAAAUUAAGAAAUGCCACUUUGAUGUUCUAAUUAUAUGGACAUGUAGAAAAUAUGAUAAGAAUACUGAUUAGUUUUUAAAAUGCUGUGGAAAAAUGAAAUGCAGGUAUCUAAUGUAUUCAGAAGCAUACAGCUGCAAUAUGUGCAAAUGGAAACUUUGGUAAGCAAUCAGAUUUUUGUAUUUGCAUCAUUAUCUGCAUGUACAGUUACAGCAUCUGCCAACAUAUUGCAUGUUUUAUGCAGUGACCUAUUUUAGCAUAUGUACGCGUUUUGAGUAUAUAUCCUUGUUAUAUAUCCUUGGACUUAUAAGAUCCAUGGACAGAGUGUAUCUUUGAGGUCUGCCAAAUAAAUCUCAGGUGUGGUAAUCUUCUACAUAACUUAAAUAUUCACUGGCAGGAGUGCAUAUUCUAAUCUGUAGGAAGAUUAGUAUAUCAGGAAUAAGAAUUGCCCUGUAGAUUUUAAAGAGCAAUCUUCCUGUGAAGAGCUACGCCACUGAGCAAUUACUGGCUAACAGCACUGUACAGAUUGCUCUGAGAAGACAUUUCAGUUUAUAUAAAUAUGUCCUGGACUAAGUAGUAAGCAGCAGAAAGCUAAAUUGAAAGAAAGAAAAAAAAAUGACUAAAAAUCACAUUACUGAGGGAACUCAUACUUCAAAGCCAUAAGACAAAAAUGCUCAGGGCCCACAAAACAAUACAGCAAUUUAGGGAUGUGAAUAAGUACUUUCUGAGAGAACAGCACAGUCUGCUUCAUUGCACAGAUAGUGGUACAGUGUGCACUGUACAGGUCUUAGCUGCCUUGAACAGCGAGCACUUCAUUGCCAUUAUAGCAAAGUCAUCAUAUGCUGAAAAAAGUCUGCCCGUGAAGGAGUUGCCUGUAGCUGAACCUGCUGCCUACUCCUAUUAUUUAAUGAAGUGAUGAAUGCUAUUGAUGCUUAGGCAGUUUAAAAAAAAAAACAGAUCCAAGCAGCGAACAUGCACCAACUUUUCGACCUGCCUUUGAGUUAUUAAACCUCCUGACUAAUUUGUCAUGUCACUGAUAAUCCUAUACCCUGUAUAUUUAAAAUUUUAUAUCGUGUACUGAAAAAAGUCAAUUUAUAAAUAGAAAUCUGCUUGAAAAUACAUAAGGCCGUAUUUAUUUUUAAUACUUACAGGGGAGUCCCUUAACUUUGUUCAUUGCAUAACUCAAAGAGAACGUGGAGGCAUUUAGGUCAAGUACAGCAAUACCAACUAGAAUGGCAGAAAAUUAAUUCAAAACUGUUUUUGCCUAGUGGUUUAAUAUUUGAAUAAAAGAUACUUUAUAAUACAGUGAUAUUCAGCAACAGCACUGCAUGACUAUACAUGCAUACUCCCCAGAAAAUUUUAUUUGGAAGUCCUGAAGCCAAUUAUGUGCCAUAGUAAAUAGAAAACAAAUUCUCUUCAUUUAUUUCUACUUCAUAGAGAAUAGAAAGGCUGACCAGAAAUUGAACUCUGCUUCUGUCUUCAUUACCAUGACCAUACAUGAGAAAAGAUUUUCUCUAAUGAUGGUCUGAUUUUGCCACUGAUUUGGCCUCCUGUGCUCAUUUUAAGGUCCUGAUAUGACACCUGCUGACAUCAGUGGUGAAUCUGCACUUGAUUUCAGGCCUGUGAGGUUAGGUCCUUCCACAUGUGUGAAAUAGGGGCAAACCUGGAUUAUUCUGGACGCCAAGCCUAUAGAUGUUCCUUUACACAAGUCCCAUGGAAUUAGUAAGGCUUGUUCAUAUAGUAAGAGGAAAGCACAGGUGUUUGCAUAUGCAGGGCUCUAUUUGAUAGCGGUUUUAUACCCAUUUUCCCUAAAUAUGUCUGCAAUAAACAUGAAUGCCAAUGCCAAUAAAAAGUACAGGGAACUUAAAUUACAUUACUUCAUGUCUAGUUUGUGUUGGUGACACUUGAUUAUUCAGUAUAUUCCAACAUACGGUGUUCAUCACUUGAGUACAUGCCACACCCUAGAUUGUUUUCUCACUGUAAUAGCCAUUUGCAGCCAUAAUAUGGUACAGGCCCUUAGAAUCAAGGUUGAUUUGAUUCUUUAGAAAUGCACCUUAUUGUUUAAAAGCAGGACCCCUGCUCUUCUAAUGUUUUAAACACUGUGAUCUUUCAGAAUGUGUUUAUUGCAUUAGUUUUGUAUUGUAGAUUAUAAUAGAAACUAGAUUUUAUAGCUUUUUAAAAGCAGUGAUAGUACUAAGCUUCAUAGUGGCAGAACAAACUGUGUAUAUUCAUAUUAUGAAUAUUAAAGCUGUGAUUAUAUUUUGCCUUAAAUAAAAGCCCAACCUUGAACAGUA